GCUGCUCAGCAGACCGGACUUAGAUCACCACAAUCAAAUUAGAACGGAGAAAAGAUCUAAUCAGUAAGGACUUUUGCUUUCGUGCAGCUGAUCUCUUGAUGCCUCCAAAUAACUCGCAUGCGAGCGUGAGGAAAUAUCCGUGCGCUUAUUUUAAUCAUGACAUUAAGUUUUUCGUCCUUCUCCAUCAAAGACAUCCUCACAGGACGUGAUGCCCGAGAGAUGCUCGGUACCAGGUUUACAGCAGAGCGCAACAUCUGCACCGGGCACGCUACGAGAGUCAAUCUGUCUCCUGAAGACGCGGAUGACACCCGCAUCCUCCCGGAGAGACUUCCUACUGAUCUCAGGCUGUCUGUUGGAAACCUCCGAUCCGAUACCGACAUCGACGAAGCCGCAGGAAAGGAGACUGGGCUCAGAGGCGCUGCAUACCAGCAGCCACACUCUGUGGAGCGGGAUGAACAGCAGAAAGAGGAGGCAGAGGCAGAGGAGGAGGGAUGCCCCCACAGCGGUGAGACGGUUAGCAGUUCGUCCGAUGAGCAGCGGUGCAGACCCGGAACGAAGAAGCGCUCCAGGGCGGCCUUCUCUCACGCGCAGGUCUACGAGCUCGAGCGCCGGUUCAACGUGCAGCGGUAUCUCUCAGGCCCUGAACGGGCCGAUCUGGCAGAAGCUCUGAAACUCACCGAGACCCAGGUGAAAAUCUGGUUUCAGAACCGGAGAUAUAAAACCAAACGGCGCCAGAUGGCGGCCGAGCUGGUGCCGUACGGCUCCCCAAAGACAGUUGCAGUGAAAGUGCUGGUGAGGGACAAUCUCAAGCAGUACCAGCAGGCGAAUGGAGUACACAUCCCAAUGACGGUGCCGCUGUACCACCAGUACCACCCCUACCUGCACUACUACUGCCCGCCCUGGAGCAUGAGCAGCAUGUCCUGUGGAGGGAUGCUCACAUGACUUGGGACAAAGUGUGUCUCCAAACCCAAGGUGUUGGCAGCUUUUUGUACACUCAAUCUGGUCAUGGUGACUGAGAUUGUACACGUUGUUUUUGUGUUGAAUGUUUCUUUUAUAUUAGAGUUAUUUUGUGUCUUAGAACCUGAACCCAGUUUGACAUGUCGUACAGCGGUUUAGGGUUCAAAACACGCAAAUGCCUCUCACAAUGAGCUACGUUUAGAGAUAUUCUGUAAGUCUUUAAUCAAUAAAAUGAAAUAAUAAUAUUACAAUAUUAGCGGUACGUUAGUCUGCAGUAACGAUUUGUUCGCAUAUUAACACAUCUGCCAAAUUGAUCAGAUUAUUAUUGUGAGAAGAAAAGUUCUACAUUUACGGCCAAUAUUUGA
Cyclopterus lumpus (lumpfish) is the source of this 1322-nucleotide messenger RNA. It is a transcript of the gene nkx3.3, whose product is annotated as NK3 homeobox 3. The record is from RefSeq and is a predicted model, not a curated record. The transcript is spliced from 2 exons. Gene Ontology annotation, molecular function: RNA polymerase II cis-regulatory region sequence-specific DNA binding; DNA-binding transcription factor activity, RNA polymerase II-specific. Gene Ontology annotation, cellular component: nucleus. Gene Ontology annotation, biological process: cell differentiation; regulation of transcription by RNA polymerase II. The coding region runs from base 157 to 942 and encodes 261 amino acids. NCBI's taxonomy places the organism in Eukaryota, Metazoa, Chordata, Actinopteri, Perciformes, Cyclopteridae.